Messenger RNA from Corvus hawaiiensis (hawaiian crow), 5185 nucleotides. It is a transcript of the gene FRMD1, whose product is annotated as FERM domain containing 1. Gene Ontology annotation, cellular component: cytoplasmic side of apical plasma membrane; cytoskeleton. Gene Ontology annotation, biological process: positive regulation of hippo signaling. Bases 354 to 2183 code for a protein of 609 amino acids. The transcript has 17 exons. Lineage: Eukaryota; Metazoa; Chordata; Aves; Passeriformes; Corvidae. The record is from RefSeq and is a predicted model, not a curated record.
CUCCUCCAGGGCUCCGGCGUGCGCCCGCUGCCUGCCCCGCUGUCUCGGUGGGCGCUGGAUGCUGCACCGGAGAGGGCGGCGGAGCUCCGCGGCCAGGGUCAUCCCGCGGGAAAGGCUUUGGGUUUCCUGUGCUGAGAAGUCGUCAUCGUCUGCAUCGAGAGAUGUUUCCCCUGCUGUUCGGCAGUGACAGGCUCUCAGAUAGUACUGGUGCCCUACAGUGUGCGUCUGAGGGGACAAAAUACCUGGAAGAUGAGAACUUUGUUGUGCUUUGCUACUCUGAGUUGGUACAUGGGAUGAAGGGAGCCUGACACCCAUCUGGAGAGGAGACCCCAGCCCCUGCGGAGCUGCCCACCAUGAGCAGGGCACUGCUGGCAGGCAGGAUGCAGCCAGAGGUCCGGAGCGUCUGCGUCUUCCUGCCCACCCGUGAGCAGCUCAGCCUGGCCGUCGGGGUCAAAGCCACUGGACAGGAGCUCUUUCAGCAAGUUUGUGAUUUAGUGAAGAUUAAAGAGCCUCACUUCUUUGGCCUCAGCAUUGUUAAAAAUAAUGAGUAUGUUUUUAUAGACCUGGAGCAGAAGCUUAGCAAAUACUUUUCAAAGGAAUGGAAGAAAGAGACCACCAAAGGGACAGAGAAAUUCAGCCCUCCAUUUGUUGCAUUCUUUAGAGUACAAUACUACGUGGAAAAUGGAAGAGUAAUAGGAGAUAAGGUGGCACGGCAGCUCUACUACUGCCAUCUCAAAGAGCAAGUACUUAUGUCUCACUGCAACCACAAAGAAGAAAUCUACUUCUUGCUGGCUGCCUACAGCUUACAGGCAGACUUGGGCAACUACAGAGAGAAGGUCCAUGCUGGCAAAUAUUUUGAACCUCAGGCUUAUUUCCCGCAAUGGAUAAUUGCGAAGAGGGGGAGCGACUACAUCUUGAAACAUGCCCCAGAGAUGCACCGAGAACAGCAAGGGCUCAGCGCUAAGGACGCGGUGCUGAAGUUCAUUAAGGAGUCCUGCCUGCUGGAAGAUGUGCCCGUCCACUUCUACAGGCUGCAGAAGGAUAAGAAGGAGGAUCGACCGACAGUUAUCCUGGGCCUGACCCUGAGAGGAAUGCACAUCUAUCAGGAGGUGAAUCACGUUCGCCAGCUCCUCUAUGACUUUCCCUGGUCGCACAUCGGGAAGCUGGCCUUUCUGGGGAAAAAAUUUGAAAUCCAGCCAGACGGUUUGCCCUCUGCACGGAAACUGGUUUACUACACGGGUUGCCCCUUCAGGUCACGGCAUUUGCUGCAGCUACUCAGUAACAGCCACCGGCUCUUUCUGAAUAUUCAGCCAGUUUUGAAGCAGAUCCAAAAACUGGAGGAAGCUGAAGAGAAGAAGCGCUACCGGGAGUCCUAUAUCAGUGACACUCUAGACAUGGACCUGGACCCGUGCGACAAGAACUCCCAUGGCAGCGGGAGCAGUGGCGGCAGCCGCAGGGACAACCGCCUCUCACGCCAGUCCACGGGAAGUCACGGCAGCUCCCACACCUCGGGCAUCGAGGCCGACUCCAGGCACCGCGUGUCCGUGGAAAUGUCGGUGGAUGAGCCCUUCAGCAUUGACCGGGUGCAUAGGAAGGAGAAAUCCUGCAGCUCAACCAUCAGCUACGGUAGCUCUGGCAUUGACAGUGGCAGCAAAGGACGGGCUGAAGAUGACACUCAGGAUGAUGAGCUUGAGCUGGCAGUAGAUGAGCCAGAGGAGAUGCCUGUAGAUGAGCCUUUAGAGGGAGACCAGUUAGAGGAGGCCACUGUGGGAGAAUCUGUUGAAUCCCUGCCUCUAGAUGCUGCUAGCUGCCAAGCUAUAAAUCAGGAAUCUCUGUCUGUGGUGCAAGUCACACUAAUCAAAAUGAGGGGCCAAAGUGUGGAAUCCCUUCACCAGGUCAGAUCGCCCAAAAGCAGGAGCUGCACAGACCAGCACAGCCAGAGUUUGGAUGACAUCCGCCUGUACAAGCGCCGGCACCCAUCCCUAAGUGCCACGCUGUCUUCAGACACGUCCCACAGCUACACCUUCGGCUGCAGCCUUGAGGAUAAGCUGUCUAUCUACGGCUGCGUGUAUUCCACAGCGGACUGCAAAACCAAGUCUGCCCUUUACGGGAAGCGAUCCAUGAACUGCCUCUCCUUGGAUCUUCUGGGAGAGGACCAGGUCCCAGAGGAGUUCGUGGUGUAAUGAGAUUGGAGCUCUUCCAUACCAGGAAACAGCUCAUCAUGGAAAUAUAUACCUCAUUAAUACAUGUGAUGUCACUCUGGUUCUUGUAGGAGGUGGUGCGUGGCUUUGUUAUUAUGCUCCGUAUCAGUGAGUGGCAUCACUUCUGCAGACAGGACAAAUCAACUGGAGUGUAGCACUUAACACUGGCAUUGGAAGUGUCAGUCUGAGCAGGAAAUGGAAGUGGCCUGCACCCUUGACAGUGACACAACCAACAUAAAAACCAAAAAACAGUGGACCAAAAUGAUGCUGAGCGAGUAAAGCAAACUGUGUCUAAAUGGAUUAAUCAGAAAGAAAUUUAAAGUCUAUGCCAUGUUCCUGCUUUUCUCUUGUGGUCCAUGUCUCUUAAUGCUAGUGUAUAGGUAGUGUGUUUGUCUUCAGUUUGUGCUGCUGCAACAUUGCCAACAGCUGUCAGGCCAGGAUAUAUUUUUAGCACAUUUGGAGGGCUGUGCAUGGAAAUGUCUGGCCUGUUUCAGUUGUAAUGAACACAAGUUGCUUAUUUGUUGCAUUGGGAGCAAGACCUGCUCUGCCAGGAGUUUCUUCUUUUGUUGUUAUUUUGUUGUAAGCAUCCAGCCACAUACAAUGUGUGGUGGUUUUUUUUUUUCUUUAUUGCAACAAAUGGAACUGACUGUCAGCUGUCUACUACUGCUGUGAUGCAGAUUAGCAUUAUAUCCUUAGGGGAGACAGGGAGGAGAUAAAACAAAUGACUUGGCUGCUUCUGAGAGUAGAGAGGGCAAGAGCAUUAGCUGACUGGCUUUUAAAGAGAGGAGUGUGACUGGACAAUUUGUCCAGGCAUGAUCACCCCUUACUUUGAUACAUACUUUAAUGUUGAUCUUUUCUUUGUUUUUAAUAAAUCUCUUCCUUAGAUUUUUUUUCCCCUCUGCUUAGGGGGCAAGUAAGGACUGGAGAAAGUCACUUUGUAAGGACAGACAGCGUGACUGUGUCCUACUUAGUCACGGAUAGGUCAUGCAAAUACGUGUGUGUGGUACUGCAGGGCUGGUGUAGGGUGUUUGUGUGCCAGACCAAGGGUACUUGUUUGGUCAUCUUGAGAGUGGUAGAGCUGGCUGUGCUGGCUCUUGCUAGGGAAAAUAAUCAUAAUUAUGCUGUUUGAUUCAAGCAUUUGGUGUGGAAAACGUCCUGCUACCUUGUUACAUGCAAAUAAAUAUAUGUUUGAUUUCCUCCCCUCAUCAAUUCCCAGCAUUGGGAAGCUUGCACUUGAAGGCUCAGCUUUGUGCCCAGCUUUUGACCGCCUUCUAGGUGUGUUUUGGCAAAUUCUAGAAGCAGAGGAAUACUAUUCUGCUGGUUGGGGAAGUGUGUGUUGUGUAGUCUUGGUCAUCAAAAGCUGAAGAUAGCCUAAUUCAGGAAGGGAAGGAAGCCAGACCAUGACAAGGAAGGUUUGAGCUGCUGUUUUGAUGAUGGGCUUGCAAGCUCAGUAGUUGUCUGGUAAAUUGCAUUCCCAUAAGUCAUUAAAGUAGCAAAUCCAUGAAGUCCAUCAUCUUGCUACUUCUGUGUGAGUGUGAUGUAGAGACAGGCUGUGCAGGUGUAUCUGCAUUUACUGAAGUGGGACCAGCAGCUCUACAUCCUCUGAGAUGAAUCCAGCACCAAAUCCAAGCUGUGUGUUUGAGGAAUGAAUGAUGGGCACAGGCUCACUGUAGCCACAACUUCAUUGACUGUGCCCUCUUUGAUCACACUGUUCUUUCUUUUUGUAAUGAACAAUUAGGAGCUGUGUGUUCACUGUAGCCUCUUUUCUUUUCUUCCAAACAAAGCCAAAAUGCCUUUGCAAAGUACUUGAGGUAUGUUUACUGCAUCCAAAAUGAAUUCUCCUAAAUGGAUAAAGGACAUCUGGCUGGUUACUCUUGAACAGUCCAGUCAAGCCUUCCACUGUCAGUGACUCCCUGUUACCUGGUUCCUGUCUGGUAUAAGCCACGGGAGAUGGGCAUGGCCCGGAUCCAGGAGGCCAGUGGCUGUACUGCAGGGAGCAGCCUUGCAGCAAUGCAGGAGCCUUGCUCUUGCAGCCACCAUGGAGCUGGAGGGAUGACUCUUACUGCAGCAAUGCCUGUCAAUGAAAAAGGUGAGGGGGGGAGGUCUGGAGUGAGGGCCCCGCUAACCUGUUGCUCUCCCACCCAUGCAGACGUGCAGUUACUCGUGGUUCUGGGAAUGGUUGUUAACAGGGGAAAAAAGGGUCAAAAUUCAGUGGGUAUAUUUGUUUGGAAAAGUGUCAUAAAAUGCAUGUGCACCGUGUGCACACUUCUCUCAAAGACAAUCACAUCCAUGUCUGCUUCAGCCUAACCACAUCACGGAAGUGUUUAUUGCCAGCAGGCAGCUCACUAUUCUGGUUUUGCAGUUACCAGGUGUCUAAAGGAUUUGGUGAAGCGCUGUAAGGCUGCUGCCGCUGGUUACAAAAUACACCAGUGCCUGAAAACAGUGUAACUGACUCUUGCAUGAGCAUCACUGCCUUGUACAUACCUGGGGGAUUCCUGUAUUUAUUCGUGGCUGGUAGGGAAGGCAAACUCUACAGGUCUGACCAUCUUCUCUCAGUGGUCUGUGCAGCUCCCUCCAGUACUGUUAAGUGACAUAUGCAUAUGAAGGGGAGACCAGACACUUUAGUGUAUAGACUGAAAAUGAAUCAAUGUCUUACGAGCACUGUGAAUAUCUAUUAUGCAACUUUUGUAUUCAUAUUAAGAAAACAAAAACACCUGUUCCUGCUAGUAGUAGAUUUAUUUUUUGUUUGGAUUUAGAAGGUCUCUUAUUUUUGAGUUUGAUAGUUUGGUAGAUGUUAGUGUGUAAGCAUUUAUCAGCUGAUGUUAGAAACUAGCUGCCAAUAUUUGUACAUAUUUGUAAAAUACUCAUGUUAUAAUCACUCUAUUUUAAAGGUAAAAGUUUCUCCUUUCCAUGAAAGGAAUUUCUUGUUUAAAAUAAAAUAUAAAUAAUUAUAUGUACACCUGCAAUAAAGUAUGGAUAGAAAA